Funneliformis mosseae is the source of this 624-nucleotide messenger RNA. Lineage: Eukaryota; Fungi; Glomeromycota; Glomeromycetes; Glomerales; Glomeraceae. The record is from the annotation of a GenBank genome assembly.
AUGUCAACAAGUCUUAAUACAAUAACUAAUAAAAAUAAACCUGAAUUGAAAGGGGUUUAUAAAAACAUUUCUAAUUUAGCAAUAUUAAUACAAAAUCAACAAAAAUUUGUUGAGUGGCAAAUAGAAUUUAUUAACAAAUUUAUCGAGCAGUUAAAGAUAACUCAAGAAGAUAGUUUGAAUGAUUUUUUAGUUAAACUAGAAAAUCAUAUGACUAUGAUUAGUAAAGAUAAAGCUGAAUCUGAAGGAUCACAAAUUGCUAAUAAUAAACAAUCAAUAUCAGAAGAAAUUUAUUAUGUUCCUUCUAUCCUUUGGCGUAGUGAUGAAGUAUUAUGCUUAUCAAAUUCCUGUCUAAUAUCACCAGACUUUUUACAAUGGGUCAUUAAACCAUAUAAUCUAAAUACUAUUCUUUCUAAUGCAGUUGAUCCAGAUUCUGAAGAUGAUUAUGUAUUUCAAGAUGUAUCUAAUUCAAGAUUUGUGCCUACAACUUUUAAAACAAAUAUCAAUUCUAAACAAACUUCAUCACAUAGACUUGCAGAUGAUAAUGAUUUAAUAAAAUCAUUUGCUGAUCUUGAUAAUCAAAACAUAAAUUUCGAACAAUUCCUCUCAUUGAAAAAUGAUGAUUAG